Messenger RNA from Serpula lacrymans var. lacrymans S7.9, 1774 nucleotides. RefSeq lists its product as uncharacterized. Lineage: Eukaryota; Fungi; Basidiomycota; Agaricomycetes; Boletales; Serpulaceae. The coding region runs from base 42 to 1541 and encodes 499 amino acids. The transcript has 12 exons. Gene Ontology annotation, molecular function: iron ion binding; heme binding; monooxygenase activity. The record is from RefSeq and is a predicted model, not a curated record.
ACCGGCAUCCCCUCAGCAUAUCUUAGGCAGAGCCAACAACCAUGGAGAAUAUGUCCCUUGUCACUUAUGGUCUUGCCAGCUCAGCUUUUCUCGCCGUUGCUAUUUCCAAGUAUCUAAACAGGCCAAACGUUGAUGCUAUCCCCACAAUUGGACCUUCUGGAAUACUGUCGUCCUAUUUAGGAGCCUGGAGGUUCCUGUUCCAUGCCCAUGACAUGAUACAAGAGGGCUAUACCCAGUACAAAGGUAUGGCCUUCAAAGUCCCCAAUAUAGACAACUGGCAUGUCAUCAUUAGCGGGCCCAAGCUCAUCGAAGAGCUUCGCAAAGCUCCGGACAACGAGCUGUCAUUUCUGGAGGCAACCAACGAGUCGCUGAAAGUCGAAUAUACGCUUGGACAUGAAGUACAUCACAAUCCCUAUCACGUUUCUGUCAUUAGGUCUCAGCUCACUCGUAACCUUGCGGCUCGCUUUUCGGACAUUCGUGAUGAAAUUGCGGUUUCUUUUGAUGACAUUAUUAAGCCCAAGGGUGAUGAAUGGGUUAGCGUACCUGGACUAAAUACUAUCAUGCAAGUCGUAUGUCGAACGAGCAACCGCUUGUUUGUGGGACUUCCUCUGUGUCGUGAUCCCGAUUGGAUGGAUCUUAAUAUCAAAUUCACUCUUGAUGUGGUCAAAGGAGGAAUGAUCAUCAAUCUGUUCCCCGCUUUCAUGGCACCAUUAGUAGCCAAAUUCUUGACCAGUGUUCCUGGCAGUAUCAGGCGGGCGAUAAAGCACCUCCAACCUAUAAUAGAGGAGCGUCGGAGAUAUAUUGAAGAAUAUGGCGAUGAUUGGGCCGAAAAGCCAAAAGACAUGUUAUCCUGGCUUAUGGACGAAGCCAAAGGAGAAGAGCAAACCGCAAGACUACUCACCAUGCGCAUUUUGACGAUCAACUUUGCUGCAAUUCACACAUCGUCAAUGAGCUUCACGCAUGCAUUGUUCUACCUAGCUGCCUACCCUCAAUACAUCCAACCAUUGCGUGAAGAAGUUGAGGCUAUCAUCGAACAAGAAGGCUGGUCCAAGAAUGCUUUGGUGAAGAUGCGCAAAGUGGAUAGCUUUUUGAAAGAAGCUCAGAGGUUUGAUGGUCUUGGUUGCAUAUCGAUGUCCCGAAAAGCACUGAAGGACUUCACUUUCUCCGAUGGAACAUUUAUUCCAGCUGGGUGUAUAGUCUCUGUUGCCGCCUACCCAAUACACCACGACGCAGAUAUAUACGCAGAUCCUCAUGUAUUCCAACCGUUCCGGUUUGCUGACCUCCGAGAGGGAGAGGGAGAAGAAGUCCGGCACCAAAUGGUAUCUACCAAUCCGGAAUAUAUACCUUUCGGACACGGCAGACAUGCAUGCCCCGGACGCUUUUUUGCUGCCAACGAGUUAAAGGCGAUGCUGGCACAUGUGGUCAUGACGUAUGACGUCAAGUUGGAGGACGAAGGCGUUCGACCUGUCAACUUCAUAUUCAACACGGCUAGCUCCCCAAAUCCUACGGCGAAAGUCUUGUUUAGGAAACGAGCACUGUGAAGUUAGUUGACCAUACAAACCAUCUAUUAUAGGACGCGGUAGGAAGACGUAGUGCAUCAGUAUCCGUCCAUGUAAUAUUUUCUGUCUCACAUGCGUAUGCACAACUAACGGUGUUAGAAAACACUAAACACCCGCCAGGCAAUACAAAGUAAAUGUCAUAUUGUAGCCCCUCUAGCUCAUGGCACAUCGAUUCAGAGAUAUCUUUCAUUAUGGAUUGUAUUUGUGCCUUCCUA